Paramecium primaurelia is the source of this 556-nucleotide messenger RNA. Lineage: Eukaryota; Ciliophora; Oligohymenophorea; Peniculida; Parameciidae. The record is from the annotation of a GenBank genome assembly.
GAGAAGUUUAUCCUAUCAGGCUCCUCUCAUGAUAGGGGCGAGUACUCUUGUCACCGCUGGAAAAUUCCUCAAAAUCUCAGAGAAAACUGAGAAAUAUUUAAUCAAAAUCAUAAUUUUACAAUUUAUAUUGUCUACAAUUAAAAUAACAAAAAAUAAUCUAUAUAUUGUAAACAAUAUUACUAUAAAAUACUUCAUAAUCAAAAUAAGCAUCAAUAUAUAUCCAUGUUAAACCAAAGGGAUAGAUAAUAUUUUCAAUAAAUGGAGAACCUUUACCUUAAAAUCAAAUUUUUUGUUGUUAUAAAAAUAUUUGGUUUAAUGUAAUAAAUGGAAUCUAGAAUUUAAUAAUUAACACAAUAAAAGAAAAAUAGUAAUAGUAAUGGUUAUAACAAUAAUAAAUUUUACCUAUAAUUUUAAUAACACAAAUAAAGUAAUGAAGAAAUUUACUAUAGCUGUUAAAGUUGUUCAACUGGACCUUUUAAAUAUAUUCAAUCAAACGCAACAAAAUUAACAGAAAAAUUGUUAUAUUAGUAUAAAUGAAAGAGGAAAAAAUUCUUGA